Molecule: messenger RNA, 2823 nt
Organism: Lentinula edodes (shiitake mushroom)
Lineage: Eukaryota; Fungi; Basidiomycota; Agaricomycetes; Agaricales; Omphalotaceae
Exons: 16
Coding region: 84-2702 (872 amino acids)
Biological process (GO): protein processing
Cellular component (GO): plasma membrane
Molecular function (GO): metalloendopeptidase activity
Source: RefSeq, a predicted model, not a curated record
CCUUAGUUAAUGUUCUUGGUCUACACGCAACCAGCACAAGGCAUACAAGGGCAUACACCACUUGUACUUCUACUGCCGUCAAUAUGGCGGACUGGUCCCCUAGACCUUCUACCGACCAAGAAACUGCGCCUCUUCUCCGAGAUCCCGAUGCAGAAGACAAUGCCGAAAAUGAGGAAUCCACUCUAAUGGACCGAAUAAACUCAGUAGCGCAAGAACCUCUUACCCCUCUUUCCAAAGUUCUACUGGUCAUUGCAUUGAUACUCCUCUUGCUGAGCUCGGUUUUCAUCGGGCUAUUUGCAGGUGUACAACACAAGCUCAAUCUGGAACGCGGAAGACAUGACGAAGGACCACCGUCUACCAUAAGUGUGACGUUCACAGCUACCGCGACUUCGUCAAGCAUUGCUACAACAACUUUGUCUGCCCCAUCUCCUACUGGAAUUCCUAAAGAGCCUGUUUGUCUUACCGGAGACUGUAUUAUGCUCGCUGCCUCCAUUCUCUCGUCUAUGGAUACCAACCAAGACCCAUGUGAGAAUUUCUAUGAGUUCGCUAAUGGUGGUUGGCUUCGGGCUCAUCCUCUUCCGGCGGACAAAGGCAGUUUUGGAAAUUUUGAAGCACUUGCGCAAGAUAAUGAGCACGUCAUACAACGUAUUUUAGAGAAUAAAUCCUCGACAACUUCAUUCAUCUCCUCCUCUGAUGAUCAAAUACUUGCCAAACUUCGUGGAUUUUAUUCCUCCUGCAUGAACGAGUCCUACUUGGACACAAGAGGUCAUGAACCCCUAAUGGUAGUAAUCAACAACAUUAGACAGAUGUACAGAAGGAAAGAGCUAGUCAUCAAAGGAGAAACUGAAAAGAACGCAUUCCAAGGACUGACUGCUGCCCUGGCGUAUAUGCACUCGCGUGGUCUCGGAGCAUUGUUCUCUUUUGAUAUCGAAGGUGAUGUUGGUGUGGACCCUAAUCAUCUGGUUUUGUGGUUCUCUCAACCGUCACUCGGGCUUCCGUCUAAGGAAUAUUAUGAAGAGGAAGAUGUACGGAUAGUUUACCAGAGCGUCAUCGAAAAACUUCUUUUCGCCGUGAGCGAAGAAGAAGAAAAAGUUCUGCUGCAAAGGUCAUUCGAAACUUCCCCUGUCUUGAUUAAACAAGAUAGUAUCUGGCCACCUUGGCCUUGGCCUCCAUGGGGCGGCGAUGAUGGUGAUGAUGAUGGUGAUAAUGGAGGAAAGAAGCCCGUCAACAAAACGAAAAGGGUGCAGAAAUUGGCAAAAGAAGUGGUGAAGUUCGAGAGUGAAAUCGCACACGCUAGUCUGGAUCUUGACAUUCUCUAUCAAGAUCCGAUUGCAACUUAUAAUCCUGCCCCAAUCUCCAAUUUAACUACUGCUCUUCCUCAAAUUCAUUUUGACGAGUAUUUCUCCACUUUUGCACCAAGGAAUUAUCCCGAUCGCGUAAUAAUUACUUAUCCCCCUUACGCUCACUCUCUAUCGGAAAUACUCAACAGCACUUCCAAAGAUGUAGUCGAAGCGUAUUUGGUCGUUCGCGCGGCUUUAUCUUUAUCAUCAUACCUAGGCAUGGGCACUGAAGCAUGGCAAGCCCAACGCACGUUGGUGGAGACACUGAGUGGUAUCAAGAAAGGCGCUGUGGGGGACCGAGCGGAGUAUUGUGUAGGCCAAGUUGAGGGAGCUUUAGGGUUUGCGGCUGGGAGAUACUUUGUCAAUGAAACAUUCAGCGGCGAGAGCAAGGAAAAGGGUACCAAGGUCAUAACCGACAUCGUCAAGGCAUUUCAACGGUCCCUCAAGAACAUUGAUUGGAUGGAUGAACAAUCUGCCAAGGCUGCGUCAAAUAAGGCUCAAACCAUUCGUGUCAAAGUUGGAUAUCCUCUCUCGCCAGAUACCACGAAUCCCGCUUCUAUCGCAUCUUACUACGCCAGAGUCACUGGCGAUGAGAAUACAUUCUUCGAAAACGUUCUCAGUGCUAGUGUGAACGACGAAAUUCGAGGCUGGUUACAGCUCGGAAAGCAGCGAGAUCUAAACGCCUGGGAGAUGUAUCCAUCCAUGGUUAAUGCCUAUUUCAACCCUCCUGCUAAUGAGAUCGUCUUUCCAGCUGGAAUUCUUCAGCCUCCUUUCUUCAACAAAGACUGGCCUGCAUAUAUAUCCUAUGGUGCUUUUGGACAUGUCGCUUCGCAUGAGCUAACGCAUGCGUUUGACUCUGCUGGGCGACUGUACAACCAACAAGGCAAACUCGAACAGUGGUGGACAAACGCAACGAGUGCCGGUUUCCAGUCAAAAUUAGAUUGUAUCAUUGAACAGUUCUCUGCAUACAGUAUCGAUGAUGGUAAAGGAGGAAAAGUUUACGUUAAUGGGAACCUCACAUCUGGGGAAAAUAUUGGAGAUACAGGGCUUAUUCAAGCUUACAGGGCCUGGAAAGCGCAGUAUGAUUCUUCACAUGAGGCUGGAAGAGAGUAUCUUCUACCUGGUCUUUCGUAUACAAGGGAGCAACUGUUCUUUAUUUCAUUUGCGCGUGUCUGGGCUAGAAGUAUGAAAGCAGCAGCAGCAGUCCAACGAAUUCGGACAGACCCUCAUUCUCCGAAUAACUAUCGUGUAGAUGGGACUGUCUUCAAUAUCCCAGAGUUCGCUGAAGCAUUCAAAUGUUCUUCAAAAGCAAGACUCAACCCUCCAUCGGAAAAGCAAUGCAUAUUCUGGGGCAGGUCGUGACCUCAUCUUGAAGCAUCCGUACCAUCGAUAUCAUGGCACAGUAAAUUAUUCCCAUGGCAUGAAUACUUGUAUUUCGGGUAUGCUACUUAACAGAAGUCUAAAGUACACCCUUUGUACUGGG